Messenger RNA from Condylura cristata (star-nosed mole), 1632 nucleotides. RefSeq names its product nitric oxide synthase trafficking (gene NOSTRIN). Bases 7 to 1539 code for a protein of 510 amino acids. NCBI's taxonomy places the organism in Eukaryota, Metazoa, Chordata, Mammalia, Eulipotyphla, Talpidae. The transcript is spliced from 16 exons. Gene Ontology annotation, biological process: signal transduction. The record is from RefSeq and is a predicted model, not a curated record. Gene Ontology annotation, cellular component: cytoplasm; plasma membrane. Gene Ontology annotation, molecular function: protein binding.
GGCUGAAUGCUGCAGUGUAAGGAAAAGAACAGAAGCAAGAAGCAUUUCAGCAUGAGGGACCCUCUGAUGCAUUGUUCUUACAAUAAAGUGUACAAGAACCUAAAGGAGUUUUCUCAAAAUGGAGAGAAUUUCUGCAAGCAGGUCACAUCUAUUCUUCAGCAAAGGGCAAACUUGGAGAAUAGCUAUGCCAAAGGACUUCAUAAAUUGGCAGUCAAGCUGAGCAAAGCUUUGCAGAACACAAAGAGAAACUGUCUCGUCAGUGCCUGGACCUGGGUCUCGGAGGGCAUGAAGUCAGCCGCAGAGCUGCAUCAAAAACUUGGCAAAGCAAUUGAGUUGGAAGCAAUCAAACCAACUCAUCAAGUCCUUAGUGAACAUGAGAAGAAGAGAAAAUCACUUGAUAAUGAAGUUGAAAAGACAGCAAAUCUUGUCAUUAACAACUGGAGUCAACAGAUUAAGGCUAAGAAGAAAUUAAUGGUGAGUACCAAGAAGCAUGAAGCACUUUUCCAUCUUGUAGAAAGCUCCAAGCAAACUGUGACUGAGAAGGAGAAGCAGAAGCUCCUCAAUAAACUGAAGAAGUCGACUGAGAAGCUGGCAAAAGAAGAUGAAAAUUAUUAUCAAAAAAAUAUGGCUGGCUGUUCUACCAGAUUAAAAUGGGAAAACACACUAGAAAAUUGCUACCGGAGUAUUUUGGAGCUGGAGAAGGAAAGAAUUCAACUUCUAAGCAGUAACUUACAGCAGUACACUCAACAUAUUUCUGUUUUCAGCCAAACUUUGACCACGUGCCACACACAGGUCCACUGUGCCAUCAGCCAGAUAGACGUUGAAAAGAAUGUCCGAGCUCUGAUGGAAGAAACUGCAGUUUCAUCUACAGAAAAUAAAUCUGAAUUCCUAUUAACUGAUUAUUUUGAAGAAAAUCCUAACAACGCUAUGACUAAAGAGCGACAAGUAUCUUCCAUAAAAUCAAAACUGCUGAGACUGCAAGGAGACAUUGACAAAGCCUUGAAAGACCAGGAAGGCCUGGAACGGAUGCUGAAAACCUACUCCAGCAACUCCUUCUCAGAUGCAGAAAACCAGAAAAUUACAGCAGCCUUAAUGGAUGAGACCAAUUUGAAGCUAGACCUUUUGCAAGCAAACUCCUAUAAACUGUCAUCUGUGUUAGCAGAAGUUGAGCGAAGACCUAAACCCAGCCAUCCCUGCAGUUCCUACAUCUUCAAGUGGAAAGAAAAGCAGCAGACACAUAGUUAUUUAAAAAUAUCUCGGCCAUUUCUGAUGAAGAGAUUGGAGAAUGUUUUGAACAGGGCGUCUUCUGGUGGGCACAGCAACCCAACCACCUCAUCUACAGCUUCUGGUGUGGUCCAGCUUGGCAAUGGCCUUUGUAAGGCCUUAUAUUCCUUUCAAGCCAGACAAGAUGAUGAAUUGAAUUUGGAAAAAGGUGACAUUGUGACAAUCCACAAGAAAAAAGAAGAAGGAUGGUGGUUUGGCUCUUUAAAUGGAAAAAAAGGCCAUUUUCCUGCCGCCUAUGUGGAAGAGCUCCCCUAAGAUGGCUAGCUCUCAGCUACACUGGCAUACAAAAUCUAAACACACGACCUUACAUGCUGUAUAAACAUUUCAGUGUGGAGCAAAUAAAGAGAA